CCACAGAUGACUUCUUGUGACGAGAUAGUCCAGAUUGUAGGCGGCCUGGGCUCAGAUGAAUGUUUUGUUGGUAUAUAAACGAGUGUCUUUGCCACUUAUAUCAUGUAUCCUUCUUGUCUUCUUCUUCAAGCAGCAGGCCGAGGACAACGCGCUCAGUAACAUCAACACCGAUUAGGAGAACACGUUCGCGAAGUCAAGAUUUGAGCUCAGUUGGCUCGAUGGCUUUCAACGAAACCGGGAAUGAGCAAAAUGCCUGGGUGGAGUACCUAGGUACGUCAACACAAGAAGCCGUGGACCGUUUGAGUGCUGUGUCAUCGAUACCGAAUGUGUACACGCAGGGCCUGAUGUCUGCAGAAGACUCACCUCCCAUCAAUUCUGGUAAUCCCGAAGACGUGUGGGUCUACGACAGCGGGCUCGACACCGUUCUGGGCAUUCCCAAACGUGGAACCUGGCACUACAAUCGAAGAAGUCCGGGAUGGCCAGAGCUUCUGGGCAGACCGUACAAGGAAGCAAUUGAAACUAUAAUUUCGGAGGAAGUUGGGGUCAAUGUGAUUUUCGGACCAGAAGGAUUUGGGCGCAUAGAGAACAUCGAUAUGCGCCGAGUGUGGUUGGACGUGGACCAAAAUGGAAAUGUGGCCAUCGUUCCACAUAUUGGUUAAGUCUGAGCUCCAUUUGUAUAGCUACAAUGUUCCGACGUGGGAACAUGUGUCUGCAACCAGGUUGCAGAAGAACAUAGAACUUUUUGAAAGAUCGAUCCCAGAAGCAAAAGCUACAGACAUAUGUAUAAACUCGUGCCUUUUUACUCUCUGCAUUCUUCAUGUACUGCCGGUGCAGUUUACAAUGCCAGUAAGUUGUAUUGGAAUUUUCUGUCUUCUCAUUCUUGUACGGUUUGUGCACAGAGCACACUUUUAUGGUCCGUUGCGAGAAGCACUUAGGUUCUAUAUGUACAGAUAAUAAGUAACAAGUUUACAGGACAUUCUCAAACACCUUUACAAUUUCAACUUUUACAUAAUAUUUUUAGCACCCAGAGAUUACAAGAUUUCAUUCUUUGUAUUUCCUUAUCGAUCCAGUACAAGAAAAUUGCC
Molecule: messenger RNA, 1085 nt
Organism: Marchantia polymorpha subsp. ruderalis
Lineage: Eukaryota; Viridiplantae; Streptophyta; Marchantiopsida; Marchantiales; Marchantiaceae
Source: the annotation of a GenBank genome assembly